This is a messenger RNA of Triticum dicoccoides, 3234 nucleotides long. RefSeq lists its product as uncharacterized. The coding region runs from base 904 to 2580 and encodes 558 amino acids. The record is from RefSeq and is a predicted model, not a curated record. The transcript is spliced from 11 exons. Lineage: Eukaryota; Viridiplantae; Streptophyta; Magnoliopsida; Poales; Poaceae.
GCCCAUGAAGAUAAAAGGGAAUAGCUUCUUCCACAACGCCCAGGGUAGAUGGUAUACCUGGAAGGCAGCCGUCGCAGAACCAUUGAGCUUCUCAUCAUCUCCAUGGGCGAUGCCUAGCUUCUUCCACAACGACCAGGGAAGAUGGUAUAGCUCGAAGGCAGCCGUCUAUUGAGCUUCAUCAUCUCCAUGGGCGAUGACUAGCUUCUUCCACAACGACCAGGGAAGAUGGUAUAGCUCGAAGCUGGCUGUCGCAGAACCAUUGAGUUCAUCCCCAUGGCCGAUGCGUAGCUUCUACCACAAGGACAAGGGCAGAUGGGUUUGCGGCGCCGGCCGGCGUGGAUGUGUGCCCGGUCUAUGUACAGAUUAAUCCUGGAUCAAGUACAUGAAACUUUUCCAUGUAAGCGGAUCCGAUAGAGGUCCACCGCGGCCAAAGCAGCCUGGAAGCCCGUUGUCGCAGAAGCGGAGCUUCAUCGCCAUGGCCGCUAGAUGUUUUCUGGCUACUUCCACAUAGUCGUGUCCUCCGGCGUGCCUCUACCGCCAAUUGAACUAAAAGCGCAGGCCAAAGAAGAAGCCCAACAGUUGCGUCUGAAAAAUACAUCUGACCCAACAGUUUCUUCCAAGGAGCCCAAUACUGACGAAACCAUGCACUUCUUCCUUUCUUUCUUCCUAUACUACUAUGGGCCGGAGGAGAAGAGGAGGGGGCGACGACCGACUUCUCCGGCCGGUCGUUAUCAAGCACACGGCGAGCUCUCAUGAAAGGUUUAGCCAGCUUCUUUUGAUCUUAAUGACAAAUCGCCGUGGUUUAGCCAGCCCUUUGUGAUCUUAGUGACGCCUACGAAUCGUCGUCGUUCUUCCUCUUCCUUUGCCGAAGCAAAACCUAACACACAACACAAGAUCUGAGAGAUGCCACGGCGAGAGCGUCCUGCGCGAGCAUCUGCUCCCCAAGCAGCCGUGAAUCGUCAGGGAUCAACCAGCAGAUCCGCUCCGGACGAGGAUUACCCGCGGAUCCGACAAAGCGUGGCACCAGCAGGCGACCUCAUCCCAUCAUCGCCACGGAAACCAAUCGCUUCCUCAUCGUCGCGCCGCUCCAAACCUUCUACCCCGCCAGCGGCCACCUCAGCCCCACAACUCUCGCCAACCAGGUCUACGGCUCGGCAAGCCCCGCGGCCAACCCAGGCACCGGCUGCGGCACCUGUACCACCCAACCGCCGAGCUGGCCCCGACGGCACAAGACCAGCCACCUGGGCUCAAGUCGUCGAGAACGGUGGCCGUCAUGAACCUGCCAUAAUACCUAAGACAACUCUUAGUAAUGAAUUCUACAAUCACCUCGCAUCUAAUAGUAGGGUUUACGAAGAACAGCUAGCUGGGACGGCCUUCGGGAACAACAAGUACAAGACACCCAAACCAUACACUAUAAAAGUCUCUUACGAGGAGAUGUGGGAACUCAGUGCCGACGUUGGUCUGAUCAGAGAUAUAUGCAACGGCCGGAUCAACAAGGUUGACUGUUGCUUGCUACCUUCUGCUCGAAAAUUCGUAAGGAAGUUCCUACUUGAUAACGGUUUUGUAAUUGAGGAAACAACAAUUAAUGGCACAUGCUUAUCUUUUAACGGAUUUCCAGAGAGAAUGCAGAUGUUUGAAGACUUUAGGAAAACUGAUGCCCUUGUGCAAUGUGUGCCUAUAAUUAGGGGCAAAACUUCUAUUCUUACUCCAACAUUUCAUGGGAGCCGUGUUAUGCAGACCUUGAUCGUCGGUAUUUUAGCGAAUCAUUCCCGUCGUAUCAGCUGGGGUGGAAAAUUCAGUGAAGAGAACAUUGUGAUCAUUGAGUGGAAAUCUAAGAUCAGCCGAGGUCACACAAGAGAUUGGGCACACUAUGAGAUGAAGAUACAAGGAAAACUGGUGGAAGAUAAAGACCAGAGUUUACUUGAGGCCGCUAUGGCCAGAGACCUAUGCAAAACUGCUGAGAUAUUCAUACCAUUCUACAAGAAGGAUGGUGAUUUGCCAGUCCUUUUUAUGGAUCUCAAAGAAGAACUUGAAGGAGCAUCUGUGAAGGAUAACUGGUUGAAGAAUUACUUGAUUCAUCAUCCUGCGAUCAUGCCGUCAGCUGGCCGUAGAAUCUUUUUGACUAAUUUGCACCGUGCACUACUUGUGGGUUGUAGUGAUCGACUGCAUGCUUUUAUGGCAACAAAACCGCAUGGACAUCCUUGUGAUUGGAAAACAGUUGUGGAAUCGGAAACGAAGGGCGUUAUUACUGUUCUCCAUACUGUGUACUAUCACAAUAAGAAGCAUGGUACUGAAUAUGGAAGCUCACGGCGCGAACUUAUCCGGUUUAUGCGCAAUGUUCUUGAACAUGGUAAGGAACAAGAUGCCCGUGCCAUCUAUGGUGACUGUGAGUUGGAAUUGUACCUAGUCAAGAUGUUCGAUAGCUUUUUCCCAGGCUUAGUGCGAACCCUUCUUGAGACAGGAGCAAUGAACGAUCUUGAAGAAGCCUGGUCAUCUUAUGAAGUGUUCAAGUUGAUCAAAUUAACUGGAUCCAGGGUCAAAGAGAAUACAAACGGACAAAAAUGGACGUAUUAUGUAUGAGGUGUAAGGUGGCAUGCAAUUACUUAUUGUAGAUUGUUGAUCACAUGACAAAUAUGUUGAACUAACAUAUGGGAUCCACAUGUUAAAGUGAUUACGCCCAGGGGAGAAGUAAAAUUAUGGUGCAUUGAUGUUAAAAUGGAGAGGGGUGAGGAUAACUUUUCCUCACCCAGGAUGAUGAAUAGGUAAAAGAUCUGGCGCACCUUGAUCAGGAAUGUUGUGUUUUGCAUGAAGGUUGCAGUUCCUCCAAAAUUUCAGUCAUCGACGGAUAUGUUGAACUAACAUAUAUAUAUAUAUAUAAGGAACCAAGAGGCUCACAUACUGACGUAGCAUUACAAGUGCGCCAAAGACUUCGGGCAUUUAUUGGCAUUCUUUCGGAAAAAAAAUGGAGGCAACCAAAACCAAACAUAGGAACUGGCCGGUCACUUGUCCAUUUUAGUUAUUCUUUCUGAUUUUUGGAUGCUUUCUAUAUUUAUAAAACGGCAGCUGAGUUGCCAGAUUAAUUAGUUUUUUAAACAAUCAAGUACUCUUUUGUUGUUGUAGAUGCAGGUUGAAUGUUGCAAAAAUGUACUACAUGCGAUACUUUUGAACUCCUUUGUGACUGUGUGUGUGUGUGUGUGGGGCGACAAUAACUGUUGGAAACGAUUGUUUUGGCAA